This is a messenger RNA of Arachis ipaensis, 402 nucleotides long. Its product is annotated as putative F-box protein At1g67623. The record is from RefSeq and is a predicted model, not a curated record. NCBI's taxonomy places the organism in Eukaryota, Viridiplantae, Streptophyta, Magnoliopsida, Fabales, Fabaceae. Gene Ontology annotation, molecular function: protein binding.
AUGGUUACAUUGAAUUCGAUUGAGGAUCUGUUUAACAUGCAGGCGAUGUGUAAGGUGUUCCUGGGUGUGGCGAGUUUAGAUGCUGUAUACAAGCAUGCGACAAUGUCGUAUAAACCGUUAGUGUACUUUUUAAUUUACCUCGACAGGCCUGAAAGGAGAUUCCUUGAUCGCUGCGUGGAAGUAGGAAAUGUGGAUGCUAUACUCUGGCAGGGGUUCAUGGAGUAUUUCCAGUUUGACUGCCGUGACAAAGGGAUGGAACUGCUUUCUAGGGCCUCAACAGAGGACAGCGUUGAAGCCGGUUACUUGUGUGUCAUGUGCCUACUGUGCGGACACGAAGACAAAGACGAAGUGCAAAGGGGUGUUCAAAUGAUUGAAGUUAUCCAUACUUCUGGGCAGGUCUAG